AGCUCUAUCCCAUGUUUCCUUGUUCUCUACUCAAUAAAUAGGCAAAACAAUUACAUUACACACAUACGCAACAUUCAUGUUUUUUCUAAAUUGGUCACACAAAAAUUGAAGUUUCAAAAUUUUCAACCAUGUUGAAGGAUUUGUCACAAAAACCCUUAAUUUCAAUUCUUGUACUUAUUUUUUCCACUGUUAUAGUACUAUCUACACCUCCAGAGGAUCCAAUCAAGUGUUCUAAUUCACAGAACACAACAUGCACAAUCACCAACUCCUAUGGAAUGUUCCCUGAUAGAACUAUAUGUCAAGCUUCACAAGUUUUUUAUCCAACUUCUGAACAAGAACUAGUUUCAAUGGUAGCAUCAGCAAGUCGAGAAAAGAUCAAAGUCAAGGUUGCUACACGUUAUUCACACAGCGUACCAAAAUUGGUAUGUCCAGAAGAUUCAAAUGGGAUAUUAAUAAGCACGAAAUAUCUCAACAAGGUAGUAAAAAUUGAUGUGGAAGAAAAAACAAUAACAUUGGAGAGUGGUGUGACAUUGAAGCAAAUUAUUAAUGAAGCCUCAAAAAAUGGUUUGGCUUUACCAUAUACACCAUAUUGGUAUGGUUUAACAAUAGGUGGAAUGAUCGGAACUGGUGCUCAUGGAAGCACAUUGUCGGGGAAAGGAAGUGCGGUUCAUGACUAUGUUGUCGAGAUAAGGAUCGUUAGGCCUUCGGAUUCUGACGAUGGAUAUGCUAAAGUUGAGAUUCUUAAUGAACAAAACAAUGAAGAUUUUAAUGCAGCUAAAGUAUCACUUGGUGUGCUUGGUGUUAUUUCACAGGUUACUCUAAAGCUAGAACCCAUAUUCAAGCGAUCCAUUACGUAUGUGGCAAAAAGUGAUUCCGAUUUGGGAGAUCAAGUGGUGAGUUUUGGGCAUGAACAUGAGUUUGCAGAUAUAUCGUGGUAUCCAAGUCAACACAAAGCUAUGUAUCGAGUUGAUGAUCGUGUUCCUAUAAAUACAUCUGGCAAUGGUCUCUAUGAUUUUAUCCCCUUUCGUCCCACUCCUUCCAUUGCACUAGCUGCCAUAAGAAUCACAGAGGAUCUUGAUGAAUUCACUGGUAAUGUUGAUGGAAAGUGCAGAGUUGCAAAAUUAACAACAAAUAUUCUCUUCAAAUCUGCUUAUGGGCUUACGAAUAAUGGUAUAAUCUUCACUGGAUACCCUGUAAUUGGAUUUCAUAAUCGUCUUCAAUCUUCUGGAUCAUGCUUAGAUAGUCAUCAAGAUGCAAAGAUAACAACAUGUGCUUGGGACUCAAGAAUAAAAGGAGAGUUCUUUCAGCAAUCCACAUUUCGAGUUAGUUUAUCUAAAGUGAAAAACUUUAUUGAAGAUAUACAAAAGCUAGUUCAAUUAGUGCCAAAGGGGUUAUGUGGAAUAGAGCAAUACAAUGGAAUUCUAAUGCGUUAUGUUACAGCUUCUAGUGCUUACCUAGGAAACCAAGAGGAUGCAUUAGACUUUGAUAUCACAUAUUAUCGUAGCAAAGAUCCAAUGGCUCCUAGGCUUUAUGAAGACAUUCUUGAAGAGAUUGAACAAAUUGGAAUUUUCAAGUAUGGAGGGUUACCUCAUUGGGGUAAGAAUAGAAAUGUGGCAUUUGAAGGAGUUUUCAAAAAGUACAAAGAUAUUGAGAAAUUUUUGAAGGUUAAAGAGAAAUAUGAUUCACAAGGACUUUUCUCUAGUACAUGGACGGAUCAAGUGCUUGGAAUAAAAGAAGGUGUGACAAUAUUGAAAAAUGGGUGUGCAUUAGAAGGUUUGUGUAUUUGUUCACAAGAUAGCCAUUGCAAUCCAAGUAAAGGGUACUUUUGUAGACCGGGCAAAAUUUACAAGGACGCAAGAGUUUGUUCUCGUGUGUAAUUUAAUUGGGGGGCUAAGAUUUAAAAUAUACAUGGUCAUUUUUUCUUGAAGAAAUAUAAACAUGGUCAUUUGUUAAGGUUAAAUAUUUAUCAUUAACUUUCUAAAAGAAUAAUGUAUGCCGAAUAAUUUGUGCGUGAUUAUUUAUACUCUAAU
This is a messenger RNA of Medicago truncatula (barrel medic), 2030 nucleotides long. RefSeq names its product probable L-gulonolactone oxidase 6. The record is from RefSeq and is a predicted model, not a curated record. Gene Ontology annotation, molecular function: D-arabinono-1,4-lactone oxidase activity; FAD binding. Gene Ontology annotation, cellular component: membrane. The transcript is spliced from 4 exons. The coding region runs from base 129 to 1877 and encodes 582 amino acids. Lineage: Eukaryota; Viridiplantae; Streptophyta; Magnoliopsida; Fabales; Fabaceae.